Messenger RNA from Alternaria rosae, 1705 nucleotides. RefSeq lists its product as uncharacterized. The record is from RefSeq and is a predicted model, not a curated record. NCBI's taxonomy places the organism in Eukaryota, Fungi, Ascomycota, Dothideomycetes, Pleosporales, Pleosporaceae. Bases 206 to 1492 code for a protein of 428 amino acids. The transcript is spliced from 2 exons.
GCUUGACAGCGUCUACAGACUGAUACAAACGUAGAUGGCUCGGGGUCUCGGAGGCAGGUGACGCGCCAAGGCGGUUCGGGUGAGGUGAGGUCAGCCGAGGUUCGAAAUGUUGACACCGGGCGCUCCGUCACCCACGGCUGUGCGCUCGUGAAGCUCAGAGGACAUUGCCUGGAACAUUGCCUGGAACGUUGCGACAUAGCGAAACAUGGCGACGCUCUACGACGACGUCAGCGGGUCGCGCUACCUCUCAUCAUCCAUCUCGUCGCUCUCGACGUCGCGGCAACAGUCGUCGCAGAUCGCCAAAGCGUACCGACAGGCCGCCCAGCUGUUCCUGACGCGACGACUCCCCGAGGCGCUGUCGACCAUCGAGCCCAUCAUCACGCCGCCGCCCAUCGACGCGGCCGACGUCGUGGGCCAUGCGCCCGUCGCGACGGCGUCACGCGGCACCCGGGUCAAGGUGUGGAGCUUCUACCUCACCUUCCUCAAUGCCGUGGUCGAGCUGGGCGCCGAAGAGGGCAAGCACGCCUUUGGCAGCACGCGAUGGAAGCAAUUGGUCUCGCAGUGUCGCGACGGCAGCAUCUGGGACCACGUGGUCCGCGACGGCUAUGCGGGUGUCGAGGGCGACGUGGACGCCGAUGUUGUCGUCAACCUAGCCACCCUCCUCCUCACGCAUGCGCCCUCGCAGCGCCUCAACCAGCAGAAGCUCGAGACGUACCUCUCCGCCACGGCCAACCCAGCCCUCGACGUCUCCUCGCACAUGUCCUCUCCGGCAUACCUCGACAAACGGCCAGGCCAUCGUAGGCAACACACCGGCACCGACACCCCACGCGACCUGGAAAAGCGCAUCAAGCUCCUUGAGCUCUACACCCUGCACGUCCUGCCACGAAACGACGAAUGGGACUACGCCCGCGACUUCAUCUCCAUGUCCGAGGUGCUGGACCAAGAGCGCAAGGAAGCCUUCCUGCUGGCACUGCACUCUCUCAAGGAAGAAAAGGAAGACACGCAAGCCCGCGAAGAGAAGCUACGCCAGCAACAACAAGAGCAAAUGGAGGAGCGCCGCAGAGAAACCGAGGCCAAGCGCCUCGAGCAGUCGCGCGCACAAGACGAACGCCGCAUACGCGAGGAACAAAACAGACGCCAACCCCGCGGCUCAGACGAGCGCUUCCGCAAACCCCAACCCACACCACAACCCACGCCAUCGCAGUCUUCCCGCACCUCCCGAACGCCCGCCAAGAAACCAACCACACCACCGCCCGGCCUCUACAACCGCGCAUCUACCAUGUUCGCAAACAUACACACCAUGAUAUCCGAUACCGCCCAUCACAUGACUGCCAAUCCCAUGGCUUUUUUCCGUACUUUACUGUUCUUAUUGGCGUUUGGCUUGGCGUUUGGCAGGCGCCAUCUUAGAGAGAGGAUACUACGCAUCAUACGGACUGCGUGGGACAAGGUGAGACGUACCGUGGGAAUGGGCGUCAAGGUUUCCUACAUCUAACCUGUCUGCCACAUGUGGGUUCGGUUCUUAUGGUUAUAUAUUCUUCUUUCUAAACAUUACUACCGUCGGUCAUGCUAACCUCUUGCAAUAUCAUCAUGCUCUUCGUCUUCGUCCUUGAUGUUGGUCCUGUCAUCUCACAUACGUUAGUCUUCAUUGCAGCCUUGGCCUGUCCCGGGCUGAUGCCAUUGCGCGCGUCUUCCCACAUUCCAGACA